Molecule: messenger RNA, 2607 nt
Organism: Laccaria bicolor S238N-H82
Lineage: Eukaryota; Fungi; Basidiomycota; Agaricomycetes; Agaricales; Hydnangiaceae
Product: SAGA complex protein
Exons: 10
Coding region: 1-2607 (868 amino acids)
Biological process (GO): regulation of transcription by RNA polymerase II
Cellular component (GO): SAGA complex; SLIK (SAGA-like) complex
Molecular function (GO): structural molecule activity; protein heterodimerization activity
Source: RefSeq, a predicted model, not a curated record
AUGAACAACUUGCUCCGUACUCUUACGGAAAGUCAAGUAAAGCCGGCUGGAGAUCUCCGGCUUCUGCUUACUGCCGUCAAUGAAGCCAGGAAUCAAGAUAGCAAGUUAUCUGACCCGUUCUUUGAUUCGCUUGAAGGUCUUUUGGCUGAUUUGAGGUCGGUCACCAUCGACAACCACGACGCCGAAGCCUUCCUCAAACCCGUCUCAAGAGUCGACGUGCCAGACUAUUAUGACGUCAUCAGCAACCCCAUGGAUUUUCAAACAAUGCUCAAAAAAGUAAAACAAAAAGCCUACAAGUCAAAACGCGACUUCCGGGACGACCUCGAACUGAUCUGGUCAAACUGCUACAAAUACAACGCGGCGGAGGACCACCCCCUCCGUGGGUGCGUUGACCGACUGCGUAUAAAGGCCGAAAAACUGCUGCGGUACAUCACUGAUCGGAAGGAACGUACGGACCCUCCGAUACCCAACCACCAAUACAACUACCACCACCAAGCAGGGCGCGCGAUCCCUAAAGUGAAUGGCGUCAAGCCAUUGGCGAAGGAUGCGCCGUUUCUGGAGACGCCUGCACUUGUAAGGACGCCAGAGGGCAUGGCGUCCUUUUUGGCGCUUGACAAAGGGCUUUCUGUGGGAGACGAAAAGGUUUUGGAGCAGUUGAGGAGUUUCACGGAUCCUGCUAGUCCGAUGGAUUCUUCGCCACGACCGUCGAAACGCGCGAGAUUGGAGGAGGGCGAGGAUGAAGACACUUCGCAGUUAUGGUGGAACACCGUACCGGGGUUAGUGGCUAACGGAGUGCCGGGUAUCUCCCCUUCUUCGUCUAGUCCCCCCAAACAGCGCACUGUAUCGGUUCAGACGAACCCAAAGUCGCUGUUGAGCGUGAUGAAUGCGAAUAUCAAGACGAUGAAGAAGGUGAGGGGGACCCAUGCCAAGUUUGCUGCGUUGGCUGCUACCACGACGACGACGACGGGUGGGGAGGAAGCGGUGCUGGAUGGUGAUGCGGGUGUUGGGGUUGGGACUGGAGUAACAACGGGGUUUGGAGGGUUUGCGACGGGGUUGGCGGUGGAGGAGGAUGUACUCGUGGAGGGUGAUACCAUUGAUGAGCGGCCUUGGUUGGCUAGAAUGGAGGGUAAGGGUAAGGUUGUGGGGAGGGGAAAGAAAAAGGCAAAGACAAAGAGGAAGGAGGAGGUGUUUGAGGGUGGAAUUGAGAUUGGAGAGGUAAAUGCGCAUGAGUGUAUAAAGUGGAUGAAUGAGAAGGUUUUGGAGCAUGUUGGAUUUCAGGGCACAUCGGCGAGCGCGUUGGCUGUCCUUGCGGAUUUGACCUCCGAGUACCUGCUCAAUGUUGGUCGGACGAUCCGAUAUUUGGUGGACCAGUAUGCGGAGACUAUGACGCCAGAGGAAAUCAUCCUCCACACCCUCUUUGAGAGCGGUUCUUCCAAAGUACAAGAUUUAGAACGAUACAUUUCCGAUGAUGUCGAGCGAUACGGCGCACGGCUAAGUGAGCUCGAGAAGAAGCUUGUUGGGGCUUAUCGUGAGCUCACGGCGAACGAAACUCUGGAAGAUGAAGGCCUGUUCGAUGAAGAAGACGAGGAGGAGACGGGGGCGUUGGCUAUGGGCGACUUUGCGGAUAUGUUGGGCGAAGAUUACCUUGGACUUCGGGAGCUGGGUAUUGCUGCCGAGUUUGGGAUGUCGAGUUUGAGUAUCCCGAAGAGGUUGUUGAAGGGGAAGAAGGGGAAGGGUGUUGUUGCUGCCGCCAAACCAACAGAACCACCACCGCCAUACCCACCACCACCACCCUUCGUCCUGCUGACGUCCUCAAAGGUGGACGACCAGAUUGGGUUGUUGAGGUCAUAUUACCAGAGUCGAUUCGACAAACUGGCUGCGGAUGCUGUUGGGCCUGCGCAUCCACCACCUUUUAUUGCGCCGAGGCUUUCUGGGCCGAUGAUGCCUGGGAUUGCUGGACCGAGUGUACCUGCACUUGCUGGGCCAAAUGUGCCUGCACUUGUUGGGCCGAGUAUGCCUGCUGCGCCUGCGCUUGUUGGCCAGAGUUUGCCUGGGCCCACUGCACUCCCUGGCUUGUCGAUGCCAUCCUUGCCACCUCUGCCCACUAUGACGAAUGACCACCAAGUGGACGUCAAGCCUCCACUGGCGACACAAUCACAAUCACAAGGACAGUCGUCUCAAGCGACGUUGCCAUCCCACAUAGAAACGCUAUCUCAAGCAACGGCGCCGCCUCAAUCUACGGCACCAUCAUCACAAGACGUCUUCAUGGCCGCGCCUGCUCGACCUGCCAUCGAGCUCGUGCUCCCAGACGACGCUCCCAACGCUUUACAGAUGAAGAUGGGGCCUUUGGGUCAGAUUGUGAAAGUAUCGGGUGGGGCUGGAGGAUCGAAGAAGCGGGUGAGGGGACCGCAGGUUGCUGCGGCUGUCAGUGCGAGUGCAGCUGGGGAUGGGGGAGAAGGUGGUGGGGCGAAGAAGGCGGUGAAGAAGGGGAAUGUGGGUGUUGGGACUGGGAAUGGGAGGAAGAAGAAUUUAAAGCCGGGGGAACAGGGCCAGCCGCAGCCGCAGUCGCAGCCGCCGAUUUCUGCUGGUGUUGUUGCGAGUGCUUGA